Molecule: messenger RNA, 1916 nt
Organism: Pseudovirgaria hyperparasitica
Lineage: Eukaryota; Fungi; Ascomycota; Dothideomycetes; Acrospermales; Acrospermaceae
Exons: 1
Coding region: 323-1759 (478 amino acids)
Source: RefSeq, a predicted model, not a curated record
GGUGUGCGGCUACUGUCUAGACUUCCUCGAAACCUAACCUCGUUCUGGCCUUUGACUUUGCAGACCUUGCCUUGCCGGGCCCUUAUCACGGCCCUUCUCCUGUGAAGUGUUCUCGAAACUGGCAUUUCGGCCCUCAUCAGGCUAAUUUCCAGUAUUGCGAUGGACGUCUCUCAGAGCACACUUUUCAACUAACUCAUUGAGCCUCACGACAUACUUCUGACUCCUUGACAGCACAGACGCCUGCCAGGUUGAGCGUGCUCCGACGCACGCACGCGGCGGCACCGUAUUACCCCAGACCCCCGUCGCGUCACCACCUGCAGCCAUGUUCACGCGCAACUCUAAAAGACUCCUUCUCCCGGCCGCCGCAUGUCUAAUCUUCAUCUUUACCUUUCUAUUUCACUCUUAUUUCGAGAACUCUCUGGGCCUGAGACGUAGCUCAACAACAUCAUCGGCGGAGCCCACGGAAGAGACCGGCGAUGGCACAUGGCUAGUACCCAACACGACGACGCCGUCACUAUCACGCGAAGAAAUACAGGACUUGGUUGAACAGAUCGCGUACGCUGCCCACAACGCUCUUCCAAAUGUCAACGAAUUUCCUCCGACACCCUCCACACACCGCGAGCUACGGUCCCUCACCUCUCAGAAUGGCGCAUACUGGGAGAUUCACUUCGCCCAUCGCAAGGGUCUCAACCCUAACAUCAUACCACACUCGUAUAUGGAGGACACAUGGUACAUAGUGGCACAAGCCUUACGCCCAGAGUCUAGCCCGAAAGAUUCGGUGUGGUCUACAGAAAUAGUAUGCAAUGCAGCAUUUAAAAAUGGCGAGUUGGUGUGCGAUGAACCACCGACCAUUCUCCCGAUCACAAACACAAAAGGUGGCGACAAGUGUGUUGGUGAACUCUCCUACUUCGGCUUCAACGUUGGUCCUCGCGACGCGCGCGUCUUCUACGGCCCUGAAGACCCAUACAUCAUCUUCGGCUCGAACUCGUGGUACACAUGUAUGGGCAUGUUCAUCCAGGACUUCCGUGUCCUCGUAGACUGGGGCUUGAGCCAGAUUUGGGCGGACCGCUUCAAGUUUGCAACAGAACUGCAACGUCCCCCACCAUACGGCUACAUGGAGAAGAAUUUUUUUCUGUUCUGGGACAAAUACAAUAACAUGUACGUGCACAAUGACAUUUCGCCAAAGCGCGUCUUCGCUAUGCUGCAGCCAGACGGCAGCGUCUCCAAAGACCUCGCACCACUCGCCAGAACCGAUGCUGCAUGCAUGGCAAAAUAUAUGCCCAAAAUGACCGGCGAGAAAGAAAAGAUUCAUCAGGCCACAAAUUCCCUCUCCAUCACACUUUGCGACCGCGCCGAUACGACCUGCAAGCAGACAGACGAUAAUACCUUCAUAAUGGCCAUUUUUCAACACAAAACCUAUAUUUACAUGCACGCCGUAUACGAGCCGCACGUUGCGCUAUUCAGCCGCGCCCCUCCAUUUGCGCUACACGCGCUCAGCACUAAACCGUUCUGGCUGCUCGGCCGCAAGGGCGGCACGAAUGUUGGGCGCGACUUUGAGGGAGACCCAAUGGAUCCUGUCGAGGGAAGUGAGAUGAUAUACAUCUCGAGCAUGAGCUGGAAGACUCAUGGACAGAAAUACCACGGAUACCAAGACGACGUACUGUUUGUUGGAUUUGGCAUCGAGGACCAGAGGACAGCAGCGAUUGAUAUCAAGGCUGGUGACCUAUUGAAAGAUCUUGGAUUUUGUUUGGAGAAGUAAGGAAAUCGAGUAUGUAUGAUUUGUAUGUGAUUGCAAGAGCAACGCUCUAUGAUUUCAGACGCAUUGGAUAUAGUAACCAGGCAGGAACGGGCUGAUACCGUCAGACCUUGCCAUGUAUUUACAGGAUGAAUCAAAACCAUAAUAUGAAUAGGUGUUG